This is a messenger RNA of Lathyrus oleraceus (garden pea), 3258 nucleotides long. RefSeq lists its product as uncharacterized. Lineage: Eukaryota; Viridiplantae; Streptophyta; Magnoliopsida; Fabales; Fabaceae. The record is from RefSeq and is a predicted model, not a curated record. The coding region runs from base 205 to 2922 and encodes 905 amino acids. The transcript has 2 exons.
UUUGUUUGAAAAAUAUAGCGACACACCUGUUAAUGAAAAGGGGUCUUUGUUUCCUCGACAUAAAUUCUCUAAUUUGAAAAUAAAAGACCGCUUUCUCUCAAAGACACUCACAGUCUCAUAGUUCAUAACCGUUUCGGUUUCGAAAUUUCAGCAACAACAAACCGGUAAACACUUCUUCCUCAUUUCUCAGGGACAAUUUAAAGAAUGGAGGAUACUGUUAAGACAGAGUUAGAUGAUGUCAAGAAAGAGUUGGAGAAGUUUAGGGCAGAAUGCCGAGUCAAAACUCAAUAUAUAGAAAAUUUGAAGAUCCAUCGCGCCGAGAAAUUUCAAGAAAUUAAGAAUCUGGCUGAGAAACGAGCGGGUGAACUCGAUCUCAAGUCGGAGGAGAUUUAUGAACUGAAGAGAAUUAAUGAGGAUCUGAAGUCUAGUUUGAAUCAAAAGGAAAAAUUGAUCGCGCAUUUGGGUUUAGAGAAUCGCAAGAUUCAAGAAAGGUUAACUGAGAGGGUUUUGAAAUUGGAGGGGAGUAAUAGUGAGCUGGUUUCGUCUUUGGAUGAGGUUAAUGCUCGAAACAGUUAUUUGGAGCAGAAUGUUUCUGCUAGUAGUGAGGAAAUUUCGUGCCUCAAGUCGUUGUUAUUGGCUGCAGAGAAGAAGUAUAUUGAAGCGGAGGAGAGGGCUAUGCGAGCGAAGACGCUGGGAUUGAGAGAGGAUGUGAUAAUGCAGUUGCAGGAACAAAAUGUUUCUGUGCAAGAUAAAAUGAAAUGGAGGAAUGAACAGUUUAAGCAUCUUGAAGAAGCUCAUAAACAGCUUCAAGAUAAGUUUCGAUUGAGCAAGGAUGAGUGGGAAAAGGAGAGGUCUUCGUUGCUUGAUGAAUUAUCUUCCUUGCAAAUCAGUUUGGAUUCUCAGACAAGAGCUUUGGAGGGGGUUCAAUCUCGUUUGGAGAUGUGUAACCAUGCGUUGGCUCGCGAAGAAAGCAAGAGGAUGCUCUUGGAGGCUGAAAUAUCGGACUUCAAAACUAGCCUCGAGGAUGUUUAUGGUCAGUUUGAAGAAAAGAAGUCUGAGAUACAACAAUUGACUAUUAUGAGGGACGAUGAGGUAGCCGAGCUAAGAAACUCAUUGGGAGAGAAAGAGGCUCUUGUGAAAGAAUUGAAGAGGAGAAUCGUUUACCUUGAACAAGAUAAUCAGGAGUUGGGAGAUUCGCUUAAAGAAUUUAGGGAAGCUCAGAUUCGUGACGCGGGAGGGAAUUAUAUGGCAUCAAAGCUUCGCAACAAGCUGAAAAAGUUGGAGGAUGCUCAUAAAAACUGUUCUUCAACUCUCAAGUCUAGAGAAUCCCAAUGGAAUGAUCAGAUAGCAAAGAUGGAAGCAGAUAUUGUUGGUUAUAAAUCUGCACUGAUCAAUAAAGAACAAGAAAUUAGGGAGCUUAUGAUGGAAUUGGAAAAAUGUUGCUAUGCCAAUGAAGAGAAUCAUAUUGAACUAUUGAUCUUUAAGUCGGUACUUGCUGAGGGUUAUUCCAAUUCAUGCAGUACAGAAACUGAUAAAGCGGUCUGUGUUGAAGCGAAUGAAGUUAUGAUUCUAAACUUUAACGAGCAACUGAGAGUGAAAGAUAAUUCUCUAAAAACUCUGUCACAACAACAAUUUCUGUUGGAGGAAGAGCUUCAACAGCAGAAGAAAUUGCUCGAGGAAUCAUCUACGGGUCAGUUUAUAUUGAAAGAGCAACUCUUGCAGAUGGAAAACACUCUAAAACAUGAAAGAAAAGCUGCAUUUGAGGCUCUAGAAAUGCUAAAACAUGAACUUGCCAGUAAAAAUGACGAGCUGUCUCGAUUGGAUUGUGAAGCACAGAACUGGAAGUCUACUGCUGAAACUCUUAAAGUUUCGUAUGAAGAUAUUCAAGGAACCUGUAUAGAGAUGGAAGCUUCUCUUCGGUCACAGAUUGAGAACGAGCAAGCUCUUAAGCAGGAGAACAAAAACCUUCUCUGCAGGGAAACUGAAGGUCUUCAACUGCAGAUAGGUUUACUGGAAUCCUGCAUUGCCGAGAAAACAAAGGAAGUGGAGAAGUGUAAGCAAGAGAAUGAUGAACUUGUCAAAACAGUAACGGAGAAGGAAUGUUGCAUAAAGGAUCUUCAGAAAGAUAUAGCGGUUGUGUGCAUGAAGCAAGAUUCCAUGAAAAAAGAAUUAGAAAAUGCAGUUCUUGCACAUCUAGAUGCCCAAAAAGCUCUUGUGCAGAACGAAGACCGUCUUUGGAAGAUUUCAGAUGAGAAAGAUCAAACUCUAAAGCACUUUCAGGAACUAGCUAAAGCCUCGGAACAAGAUUUAAUGAAUGCGUUGUGCUUCUCUUUUUCAAAACAAGUGGAAAAGUUGGUUGAAGUUUGCAUGCUUAACGAAGCUAUGAAGAAUGUAGAAUACCUGACAAAGCUAGAAAUUGAAGAGAAGAACACAAGAAUAAUGAAGUUGGAAUUGGAAAUCAACAGUUUGCACGAGAAUUUGACGCACACUGAAGAAUCGUGUUCCCAUUUAAAACACGAAGCGAAGAAGUUUCAAACAUCAUUGGAAGACAUGGAGUUAGAAACUAAAAAGUUGACAAAGGAAAAGCAGGAGAUAGAACAGAUAAUUGCAGAUAUCAAGUUUGAGAAAGGAAAUUUGCUUCAAGACAUCACAAAAUUAUCGACGGAAAGGGAAGACAUGUUGGCACAGAUUGAAUACAUCUAUGACAAACUCGGUGAUUUGUUGUCUAUCGAGGGUAUGCAGUUGACAGAAGAACUAAGAAAUAUGUUGCAUACUUCUAUAGAUGAUGAAAAUGAAACGGCAAUGGAUUCGGUAGUUUGUGAUAAGCUAUAUGGUUCUGCUCAAGAUAGCACAAAUAAACAAAUUGAAGAAAAUUUCGAGGCGCGAUUGCCAUUGAGAGAAGUUAACAGUUUGCAUAUGUAGACCAUAGAAGAAAGUCAUGCUGUUGCUGAAGCACAAGGUAUACAAGUUCAGAAAUAAGCAACUCUUUAUAUUCUUUAUAUUCCCAUUACUGAUUUGUGUAAAAUAUUGUUGUUUUAUUUAGGAAUGCAAAUGGUUGAUAUUUUAGCUAGUUUCAUUCAGUGCUAUACUGUUGUUUCCCUUGAUAAGUCAUCUGAGAAAUUUUCCUGUGGACUAUGAAGGUGUUGCUUGUUUCUCAAGCAAGUUGAAACUGAACCAGGAACUUUGAAUCUAGGAUAUUGGCACAUGUAUUAUGUUGUUUCAUUGAUUGUUUCACUAAUUGACACAUUGUUUUAAAGA